Molecule: messenger RNA, 933 nt
Organism: Talaromyces stipitatus ATCC 10500
Lineage: Eukaryota; Fungi; Ascomycota; Eurotiomycetes; Eurotiales; Trichocomaceae
Exons: 2
Coding region: 1-933 (310 amino acids)
Molecular function (GO): oxidoreductase activity
Source: RefSeq, a predicted model, not a curated record
AUGGCUCCCCAGAAGAUUCUCAUCAUCGGAGCGGGUGAAUUAGGCUUCCAGGUUCUCCGCUCCUUGGCGACUCAUCCCCGCAAACCCUCUACAAUCGCCGUAUUGCUGCGUCCCAGCAGCAUCGACCGUACCUCUGCCAACACCUCAAAACAAAAGCAAGAACAAAACGACGCACUACGCAGUAUGGGCGUGCAGUUUGUCCCGGGUGAUAUUGUCGAAGACUCGGAGCAAACUCUCUCCUCAAUCUUCGUUGAAUACGACACUGUCAUCGGAUGCACUGGCUUCGUUUCUGGAAGAUCUGUCCAGACAAAGAUCACACAGGCCGUGAUCGCAGCAGGAACGCCACGUUAUAUUCCCUGGCAAUUCGGUGUGGACUACGACGCCAUCGGCCGUGGCUCUGCACAGGACGUAUUCGAUGAGCAGCUGGAUGUGCGCGAUUUGCUGCGGGCGCCGGGCCAAACAAAGACCCGUUGGACUAUCGUAUCCACAGGCAUGUUUACAAGCUUCCUCUUUGAGCCUUCAUUUGGCGUCGUGGACAAAGAUAACGCUACUAUUAACGCGCUGGGCAGCCUAGAGAAUAGCGUCACUGUUACUACACCAGAGGAUAUCGGAGCUUUGACGGCAGAGAUCGUGAUGAGGGACUUGUUUGACAAUCAGCCUAUCUUUGUCGGUGGUGAUACGGUUACAUAUGAACGUCUCGCACAGCUGGUAGAGAAGGUUACCCGGAAGACUUUUAGAAGAAAUGUUCUUACAGUUGAGAACAUGCUGGCUACUCUAGCAGGGGAUCCAGGCAAUGGCCUGCUUAAAUACCAGGUUGUUUUUGGCCAGGGUCGUGGUGUGGCGUGGGAUUUGGCUGCAACAUGGAACAUGGAGCAUGGAAUACGGACAGAAACGGUAGAAGAUCAACGCUGCUACUUUCUCGAUGUUACCUAG